Molecule: messenger RNA, 4841 nt
Organism: Drosophila obscura
Lineage: Eukaryota; Metazoa; Arthropoda; Insecta; Diptera; Drosophilidae
Gene: ed
Product: Down syndrome cell adhesion molecule-like protein Dscam2
Exons: 8
Coding region: 643-4743 (1366 amino acids)
Biological process (GO): cell-cell adhesion
Cellular component (GO): cell-cell junction
Molecular function (GO): cell adhesion molecule binding
Source: RefSeq, a predicted model, not a curated record
CGGCACUCUUCAGCUCCUCUCGCAGCUCUUUUGCAAUGCAGCUACGACACUAACAACAAAAGCAACAACAAAAACAACUAGAAAAGAAGUGUGUAACGGAGAAGAAGAAGUGUGGUGUGUGCAAAGCAGUGGCUGAAAAAAAAAAUGCUUCAAGACCAGGCCUAAAUCGUGUGUUGCAUAGUGUUGCAUUUUCGACAUAUGAUUUUCUUGGUUUUUUCUUGAUUUCUUCCUCCGAUUUUUGUUGCAAUAUUCCCAAAAAAAAAAAAAAUAUAUAAUCAAGAAACCAAAAACCAUGUCGCGCAAAAACAAAAGCUAAAACAAAGAGGAGUGUGUAACGGUAGAGAGAGUGUGAGAGACGGAGAGAGUGGAGUGGAGUGGUAACAGCCGUUACCUUAAGGGUCGAGCGCGGGAGUAGUGGAAUAGGAGCAGCAGCAGCUGGAAGCUGUAGUGCGGAGUGGGAGCAAAAAAGUUAAAAUAGCAAAAAAAAAACAAAACUGAAAGAAUAGCAACCAAAAACUAAGCAAUCUGCGUACAAGAACAAAACGAAGAAGGAUAACAAAACCCACACACACACACACACACAGAAAUCUCAACCGAAAAACAGGAAGAAGAGAACGAACAGCUACAAGGAACAGCUACACAAUGAGGAGAGCAGCAAUAGAAACCGAAAGAGAAGCGACGGAGAUGGCAGCAACAACAACAACAACAACAACAACAACAACGAGCCGUAACAUAAACGGCCAAGCAGGGCGGAGAAGUGGAACAGCGCUAACUGUUUGUCACUUUUUCACGAUCAUCGUUCUGUUAGCGUUGAGCUCCACGAUCCUCGCCGACGAGUCCAUCGACACACGUGAGAAUGCGGAUCUGACGCUCAAGUGUCGCUUCACGGACAAAUACGAAUCGAAUGAUUUCUCAUUCUUUUGGACACGCUGGACAGCGAAUCCGGCACAAUUUGAUAAUGUGGCCAUCGGUGAAGUUCAAUUGAGUUCCGGCUAUAGACUCGACUUUCAACCGGAGCGCGGCAUCUACGAUCUGCAGAUCAAGAAUGUCUCAUACAAUCGCGACAAUGGACGCUUCGAGUGCCGCAUCAAGGCCAAGGGCACGGGCGCGGAUGUCCAUCAGGAGUUCCACAAUCUCACGGUGCUUACGCCACCCCAUCCGCCUGUGAUCUCGCCCGGCAAUAUUGCCGUGGCCACCGAGGAUAAGCCCAUGGAGCUGACAUGCAGCAGUAUUGGUGGCUCCCCCGAUCCCACCAUAACUUGGUAUCGCGAGGGCUCCAACUCUCCCCUGCCCGCCACUGUGCUGCGCGGCGGCACCAAGGAUCAGCCCACCAAUUCCACACUGACGGUCACACCACGCCGCGAGGACGAUGGCGCCAAGUACAAGUGUGUUGUAAGGAAUCGCGCCAUGAAUGAGGGCAAACGACUGGAGUCCACUGCUACGCUGAAUGUUAACUACUAUCCACGCGUCGAGGUCGGUCCGGAGAAUCCGCUGCGCGUGGAACGUGACCGCACUGCCAAAUUGGAGUGUAACGUGGACGCCAAGCCAAAAGUGCCCAAUGUCCGCUGGACACGCAACGGCCGCUUCAUUAGCUCCUCCCUCGUGCACACCAUCCAUCGGGUGAGCGUGCAGGACGCCGGCAAGUACACGUGCAGCGCCGACAAUGGCCUGGGCAAGACCGGCGAACAGGAGCUCAUACUGGACAUACUGUACCCGCCGACGGUCGUCAUUGAGUCGAAGACGCGCGAGGCCGAGGAGGGCGAAACGGUGACGAUACGCUGCAAUGUCACCUCCAAUCCGCCGCCCGUCACCAUCGAAUGGCUGAAGGAGGGCGCCCCCGAUUUUCGCUACAACGGCGACAUACUGACACUGCCCUCGGUGCGCGCGGAGCAUGCCGCCAACUACAUCUGUCGAGCGGUCAACAUAAUGCACAGCCAGGGCCAGGAGCGCAGCGAGCGCAUCGGCAACUCCACGGUGGCGCUGCUCGUCCGCCACCGGCCCGGCCAGGCGUACAUCACGCCCAACAAGCCCGUGGUGCAUGUGGGCAAUGGCGUGACGCUCACCUGCUCGGCCAAUCCGCCGGGCUGGCCGGUGCCGCAGUAUCGCUGGUUCCGCGACAUGGACGGCGAGUUCUCGAGCACCCAGAAGAUCCUCGCCCAGGGGCCACAGUACUCCAUACCGAAAGCCCAUCUCGGCAACGAGGGCAAGUACCAUUGCCAUGCGGUCAAUGAGCUGGGCAUCGGCAUGAUGGCCACCAUUGUGCUGGAGAUCCACCAGCCGCCACAGUUCCUGGCCAAGCUGCAGCAGCACAUGACGCGCCGUGUGGGCGACACCGACUACACGGUGACGUGCAGCGCCAAGGGCAAGCCGGCGCCCAGUGUCAAGUGGCUGAAGGACGAUGUGGAGAUCAUACCCGAACUCAAUCUGUACGAGGUGCAAACGAAUCCCGAUCAGGGCCUCAACGGCAUGGUCACCGUCCAGAGCCAGCUGAAGUUCCGCGGCAAGGCGCGACCCAAUGGCAACGAUCUGGUGCCCGGCGACCGGGGCCAGUACACGUGUCUCUACCAGAACGAGGUGAACUCGGCCAACUCCUCGAUGCAGCUGCGCAUCGAGCACGAACCGAUCGUGCUGCAUCAGUACAACAAGGUGGCCUUCGAUAUCCGGGAAACGGCCGAGGUGGUGUGCAAGGUGCAGGCCUAUCCGAAGCCCGAGUUUGUGUGGCUCUUUGGGAACAAUCAGUCGCCGCUGACAAUGUCCUCGGAGGGGCACUACGAGAUCAGCACCACCUCCGACAAGAAUGACAUAUACACGUCGGUGCUGCGCAUCAAUGCGCUGACCCACUCCGACUACGGCGAGUACACGUGCCGCGUGGCCAACAGCCUGAACACGAUACGUGCCCCCAUACGGCUGCAGCAGAAGGGGCCGCCGGAGAAGCCCACCAAUCUGCGUGCGAUGGAUGUGGGCCACAAUUACGUGUCGCUCAGCUGGGAUCCCGGCUUCGAUGGCGGCCUCAGCAAGACCAAAUUCUUUGUCAGCUACCGCCGCGUGGCCAUGCCACGCGAGGAGCAACUGAUACCCGACUGUGCCACGCUGGCCAACUCCAAUUCGGAUUGGGUGGAGGUGGACUGCCAGCGGGACAUACCCUGCAAGGUGACCUCCCUCGAUCAGCAUCAGAGCUAUGCGUUCAAGGUGAAGGCACUCAAUCCGAAGAGCGGCUCCCCCUACUCCAAUGAGAUUCUGGUGACGACCAAAGUCAGCCGGAUACCGCCACCGCUGCAGGUGACCUACGAGCCGAGCAGCCGCACCCUGGGCAUCGAUGUGGGUGCCACAUGCCUCUCGCUCGUUGCCGUUGUGGAGACAAUGGUGCACGGCGACACGCCGCGGGCCGCCUGGGAGGUGGUGGACACGGUGGACAAUCUGCAGCUGUCGGGCAACGGGCCCACGCACAAGGAGAAGAUCAUCGACCGACUGAUGGGCACACGACGCAUUGGCGGCGGCCGUGCCCUGGGGCACACCAUCAGCGAGGAUGAGGAUGAGGCGGCACUCAAUACGCUGGCCCUCGAGGAUGACAACGAGGGGCCGACGGUGCGCGUCAAGCUCUGUCUGCGCAACAAUCCGGAGCACUGUGGCGACUACACGGAUGCCGAGAUUGGACGUCCCUAUAUAGCGGAGGCUAGUGCUUUGGCCACGCCCACACUGAUUGCGAUAAUCGUCUCGUGCAUUGUGUUCGCCCUGUUUGCCGGCCUGCUGCUCAUGUUCUGCCGCUGCAAGCGGAAUCAAUCGAAGAAAAGCGCCGCCGCCAAGGACUACGAAAUGGACUCGGUGCGCCCCUCCAUCGUUGCCGCCCAACAGAGCCAGGCCCCGCCGCCCUAUUAUCCGGCCAGCGGUCUGGACAACAAGGCCCUCGAGCACUCGAUGGACCUGGCCCUCAGCAUGGAGGAGCAAAAGACGGCGCUCUAUGCCACACAGAAUGGCUAUAGCUAUCAUCCCGGCAGCGGUGUGGUCGGCGUCGGUGGCAUUGGGGGCAUUGGUGGCAUUGGUGGCAGUGUUGUCAGCGGCAUGGGUGUCGGCGGCGGCAUCGGUGUGGGUGGCGGCGGCAUCGGCGUCGGCGUUGGCGGCAUCGGUGGCAGUGGCGUUGGUGUGAAUGGCAUACCCGGCCUCACAGCACACACGAUGCCAGGAAAUGAAUGGGUCAACAUGGGCUACAUGGAGAACAACUACUCGAAUUCGAACAACGGCGGCAGUGUCAACUCACAGGACUCGUUGUGGCAGGUGAAGAUGUCCGCCGCGGCGGUGGGCAACCAGCAGAGUAUGGUGCAGGCACCGCUCAAUCAGUAUGUGGAACAGCAGCCCACCUAUGGCUAUGACCCACUGACCCAUGGCGGCUAUGGCGCCGUCGAUGAUUAUGCACCCUAUCCACACUUGACGGCCACGCCCAGCCAGGUGGGCGAUGAGUAUCACAAUUUGAGGAACAGCCAGAAUCCGUCCCGACAGGACUACUGCAGCGAUCCCUAUGCAUCCGUGCAGAAGCCCAAGAAGCGUGUUGAUCAGCAUUUAGAUUCACCAUAUCACGACGUAAGCGGCCUGCCGAAUCCGUAUAAUAUGGAGCAUAUGGAACAGGAUGAGGUCCUGCCACCACAACAACAGCACAUGUCCCUCAGCUACGAUGACAGUUUCGAGGGCGAGUACUCGACAACGCCGAAUGCCAGGAAUCGUCGCGUCAUACGCGAGAUAAUUGUCUAGAGAAGAACGAAGCAUAAAAUCCGGCAAAACAAAAAUCCAGCACUCAAUAUAUCUCUAUCUAUCUUUGUAUCAAUCUAUAUAUAUGUAUCUCUCACCCA